AUGGCUUCAGAAACCUACCAAAUUCCAGAGGUUUUGGCUGUUGCACAACUCCACCCUUUCUAUGUCCCUUCAGUCAAAUACCCACCUGAUGCAGAGACCAUCAAAAGGGCCCAAGACCAAGCGAGACGCAAUGUCGAGAAGUUCGAUCUCAGCUCCCAGGGCUUCCUGUAUAAGAAAGACCUUUUCCAUACUGUUGAUCGCCUCGUGAAUGACCUAAGUCCCGAGAACACCUAUCGUAGAAGCUGCUACACAAGCAUGACGGGCGGUGGAUCGGGUGGAGCUCAAUUGCUUUUUGUAACAGAUGUGCAUGAAAAUCGCAGGCAUCGGGCCUAUUUUGGCAAAUUCCUAAAGGCAACCGGCAUUGUCGAGGAAACGGAUUGGAUUCUAACUACUCACUUUGAAGGCCAUAUCUAUCGAUCCAUGGACCUCAUGGCCGAGCUCUUUGAAAAUGGGGGCGCCAGCGUGCUGUGUGGUGGCAGUUAUAUGUCUACCACCGAGGUUGUGAAGGCCCUAGUUGACUACCAUGUCAAUGCCCUAGCUGGAGAAAGCAGCCAAAUCAUCAAUACAGUUCAGUACAUCUCAACCCUUUCCCAAGAACAGAGAGAUCGAAUCAAGAUCCAAAAGGUGAUCUAUACCUCGGAGAUGUUAACCCCCGCUCAACGGUCAUUCAUUCGGGAAAUCAUCGGAAGCGUCAAGAUUUACUCCGUGUAUGGCAGCGCUGAAGCCGGCCCUUGGGCGGCCAGUAGCCCCGACCUGCUAGAGCAAGGCUCCGGAGUCUCGCAAGAUUUCAUUUUUGAUACACGCUCAAUGGUGGUCGAGAUUUUGGACCCUUCAAUCAUGGAAACGCAUCAUGGCUCUUCCAUUGCUCCCCAGUCAAUGCCGGAUGGAGAACGUGGGAUAAUUGUCCAGACCUCUCUAAAUCGUCUACGGAACCCGCUCGUCCGAUAUGUCACGGGAGAUAUGGGCUCAAUUCAUCCGUUGCCAGAAAGUGUUCGGUCACGCAUGUCCGAUGCGGAUUCGCAAUUCUUGCACGUUCUCCGCCUAUAUGGUCGUGAUCGACGGUUCAGCUUCGAGUGGGACGGAAUGUAUUUUGAAUUUGAGAACCUCGCUGCUCUUCUGGGUCAUGAGGAAUGUGGAGUGUUGCAAUGGCAGGUCAUCUUGGACCGACUGGACUCCUGCCCGAGAUCUACCAUCGAGGUUCGCGUUUUCAGGUCAUCGCAUGACCCAUCAUUGCUAUCAGAGGCGGAUCUGAAAGAGCGGAUUAUGAAUUUCUUCAAUGUCUGUCCCGGUAAUGAACCUUGGAUAUGUGUUACCUUGGUCGAAGACAGAAAGGACUUUGUGCGCAGUGCCACUGGGGACAAAAUCCUCAAAUUCGUGGAUAGAUUCAACUGA
Molecule: messenger RNA, 1392 nt
Organism: Penicillium paradoxum
Lineage: Eukaryota; Fungi; Ascomycota; Eurotiomycetes; Eurotiales; Aspergillaceae
Exons: 3
Coding region: 1-1392 (463 amino acids)
Source: RefSeq, a predicted model, not a curated record